AUGUUACAACAAAAUGGUGACCUUGCAUUUCAAACAUGUCGAGAAAUUUUUCGUUGUUAUUCAAAAUCAACAGUUAUACAAAAUUUAUUUGCCUUAACAGCAACAAUAACACCAAGUGUUCGUUUACAAAAAUUUUGUGUACGUUCAUUACAAAAACGACCUAAUUCACCAAUACUUCAUCAUAUGGUUGGUAAUUUUGCAUUAAUUGGUGGAACAUAUCGUUUAGCAAUAAUUCAUUAUAUGAAAUUAUUUCGUUUAACACCUGAUGAACCACUUGUUUCAUUAUUACUUGCUAUUUCAUUUGUGCAUGUUGCUUGUCAAAAAUAUGCUUAUUCAAGACAUCAACGUGUUCUACAUGCACUUGCUUUUCUUAAAAAAUAUAGAAAUAUACGUGGAGAAUGUACAGAAACAUAUUAUAAUAUAGGUCGUUUAAUGCAUUUUCUUUCGUUACAUUAUGCUGCUGCCUAUUUUUAUCAUAAAUGUUUAGAAACAGAAUCACCUAUUAUUGAUAAUAAUGAUAUAUAUGGAUUAAAAUAUCAAGCAGCUUAUAAUCUUGCUUUAAUUUAUAAAGCAAGUAAAAAUGAAAAAUUUGCUCGACAUAUUAUUCGAACAUAUAUGACUUUGUAA
Molecule: messenger RNA, 627 nt
Organism: Rotaria sp. Silwood2
Lineage: Eukaryota; Metazoa; Rotifera; Eurotatoria; Philodinida; Philodinidae
Source: the annotation of a GenBank genome assembly